Cottoperca gobio is the source of this 1574-nucleotide messenger RNA. It is a transcript of the gene emc7b, whose product is annotated as ER membrane protein complex subunit 7b. The record is from RefSeq and is a predicted model, not a curated record. Lineage: Eukaryota; Metazoa; Chordata; Actinopteri; Perciformes; Bovichtidae. Gene Ontology annotation, molecular function: carbohydrate binding. The coding region runs from base 127 to 852 and encodes 241 amino acids. Gene Ontology annotation, cellular component: EMC complex. The transcript has 5 exons.
AAGUGACGUCAUUUUCCGCAGAGACAGCUGAUGUGCUCGAGUCUCUCGCUUCUUCUCCUAACGGCUCUUGAAUACAUAUAGUACACACAGUUAGACCUUCGUUUUAAUUUAAGAAAGACGGGCAAUAUGUUGCACAUAGAAAGAAUACCGCUGUUAUGGGUUUUCUUUCAGGCUGCGGUCGUCGUGACGUGGUGUUUCACUGAUUUGGAAACGGGGCCUGGUGCAGGUGUAUCGGUCACACAGCCAAAUGGAGAUCGUUUCAAAAUCGAGGGAAGGGCGGUAGUUCCCGGGGUGAAAACACAAGACUGGGUCUCCACCGCCAGAAUCUUUGUGGAAGGUGAAGAGUACGUGGGAUUUGUGAGAACUGAUGGAAGUUUUGCUGUGAAUGACGUCCCAUCAGGAUCCUAUGUUGUGGAAGUUAUCACCCCUAACUAUAGAUUCGAACCGGUCCGUGUUGAUAUCACAUCUAAGGGAAAAAUGAGGGCGCGUCUUGUGAACUUCAUCAAGACUUCAGAAGUAAUUCGCCAGCCGUAUCCGCUUCAAAUCAGGGCAAAUGGCCCUCAGACGUAUUUCAUGAAGAGAGAAACCUGGGGAUGGACAGACUUCCUCAUGAACCCAAUGGUAAUGAUGAUGGUUCUGCCCCUGCUGAUCAUCGUUCUACUGCCCAAGGUGGUCAACACCAAUGACCCAGAGAUGAGAAAGGAAAUGGAACAGUCCAUGAACAUGCUGAACCCCAACCCCGAGCUCCCAGAUGUUUCUGAGCUCAUGACCAAACUCUUCUCCGGCUCCAAGGGCUCCAGCAAGGCAGGCAGCAGCAGCAAGGGCACCAGGCCAGCUGUGAAGAGGAGGUAGUACAACACGCGUCCUCCUCAAUCUGCCGGGAAAAAAGAGCGAGUUAUGCCAUGGAAGCAAGAUUUUUAAGUGUCAUUUUUUCCCCUCUGGGUCAACUGUACAGUUUUCUUUAUUAGAUGUUUUAAGCACAUCUUGAUUUCUAAUAUGCUAUUGGAAACUGAGAAAAAAAAGUUGUUUUUUUUCUUACUGCACUGAUAGAAAUUUCUUAAAGCCUGCAAAAGCUGUAAUCCUUCAUUUGCUCUAUACUGUCUACAUGUGGCUCUACUACUCAUCCAUCUUUUCUGUGCUAACCCUCUAGUGUGCAUUUUUCCACUGCUGCUAAUUCCACUACCUGAAAGAGAUCGUAUAUACAGAGAUUUUUUUUUUUUUUUUUCAGUAAUAUGACUGUGAAUGAAGAUUAAUUGAAUUUUAAGACUGAUAAAUUCUUAUUUAAAAAGCCUAGAUUAAUAAAUUUGCAAUGGUAUAUAACAACUGUGUUUUUAUUUCAGACCAUCUUAUUUGUUUGAGAGUGAACACAUGGCCUUCUCAUUUUUUGAAUUAUUGUGUGGCGUACUGUAUGGCCAGGAUUCACAUACUGUACAUAACGUGCCUAAAAUGUAUAAAUUAAAAUGGUAAUGGUUGGCAGUUCAAAGGAUGAAAGAGCUGUGUGGUUGCUUUCAAGAUCUCUAGAGUGUAACUUAACUUUUAAUAAAGCGGACAUAAAGUCCAUAUUAAAGUCAUAA